AUGGCCGGGGAUGGCUCUCCGACAGGCUUUGCGGAGUUUGCCCGCAAGGGCGGCAAGAUGGAUGCUGAUGUUGGCUGCUUCUUCAACCAAUGUGGGAAGCAAACAAAGGAGUGCUUUGUUGAAGAUGGCCGAUGCCUGAAAGGUGCUACGUGCCUUGCCAGAUGCCGGGGCGACUCAGACUGUUCCACACAGUGUUUUGCAGAGUUUGGCUGUCCCAGGCUGGACGCCUGGCUGAACUGCACAGUUGAGAAACAGCAAUGUGUCAGCGUUCCCGCGGGAACCUAUGAUGUGCGGAAGUUCUAUGCGGAGCAGGUGCCAACCAAGCUCAAGGACUUCGAUGUCCGGAAGCUGGAGGGCAAAUGGUACAAAGUCCGCGGCUACAACAAGAAGUAUGACUGCUACCCAUGCCAGACAAAUAAGUUCAAGUACAACCCUUCAGACAACACGAUGGAAACUGAAGUGUCGCUUCGGCUUGCGAGGCUGAAGUCUGGUGGGUACUGGGAAAACACACUGACAGAAAAGAUGGAUGUCCAAGCUCCAGACGACCGCAGUACCUUGUUUGCCAAAGGCGAAAUCUUCGGACUCUCCUUCCAAGAGGAGUGGUACGUGUUGGCCGCCGAUGAAGAUUUCGUGCUGACGGCAUAUACGGGCAACAACCUGCAGGACGCCUACAGAGGUGGCUUCGUCUAUGCGAAAACGCCCACGCUUUCUGCUCAAGCAGAGGCCAAAGUUAGGGCGGCAGCCGAAAAGAACGGAUUUGACUGGUCGAAGUUCUGCGUCAUUGACAAUGCUUGCCCGGCGCAGCCGCCUGUCGACUACACGCCUGUAUCCAUGAACAUGGAUGAUGUGCAGGACCUCUUUGAAUGGUUCGCACCAGGAUCCACGCGUGGCGGCACAGUUAAGGACGCCAAUUUCAAUGGCGAGUACUGA
Messenger RNA from Symbiodinium natans, 930 nucleotides. The record is from the annotation of a GenBank genome assembly. Lineage: Eukaryota; Dinophyceae; Suessiales; Symbiodiniaceae.